AGGAGCCAGUGUCUUCUCGAAAAUUGAUUUGCGGUCUGGCUAUCAUCAGCUGAAGAUCCGGGAGUCGGAUAUUUCUAAGACUGCCUUCCGUACCCGUUAUGGCCACUAUGAGUUCUUCGUUGUCAUGCCAUUCGGUCUCAGUAAUGCUCCAGCGGUUUUCAUGGACCUGAUGAACCAUAUUUUCCAUCCCUGCCUCGAUCAGUUUGUUAUUGUCUUUAUUGACGAUAUUCUUAUUUACUCGAAGAGCCAGAAGGAGCACGAGGAGCAUCUGAGGGUGGUUCUUGAAACCCUCAGACGAGAAAAGUUUUUUGCAAAAUUCUCUAAAUGCGAGUUCUGGCUCCAACGAGUAGCCUUUUUGGGUCAUGUUAUUACUCAGGCAGGUAUCGAGGUGGAUCCUUCCAAGGUCUCAGCGGUUCAGAACUGGUCGACACCGAGGAGUCCGUCCGAGGUUCGCAGUUUUCUCGGUCUAGCUGGUUACUAUCGCAGGUUUAUUGAGGGAUUUUCAAAAAUUGCCCUCCCUCUAUCCCAGCUGACGAGGAAGUAU
Messenger RNA from Striga hermonthica, 544 nucleotides. The record is from the annotation of a GenBank genome assembly. Lineage: Eukaryota; Viridiplantae; Streptophyta; Magnoliopsida; Lamiales; Orobanchaceae.